Molecule: messenger RNA, 8049 nt
Organism: Hemibagrus wyckioides
Lineage: Eukaryota; Metazoa; Chordata; Actinopteri; Siluriformes; Bagridae
Gene: adam11
Product: ADAM metallopeptidase domain 11
Exons: 27
Coding region: 254-2641 (795 amino acids)
Biological process (GO): proteolysis
Molecular function (GO): metalloendopeptidase activity
Source: RefSeq, a predicted model, not a curated record
UGAUUAGCGCACGUGAGUGAGUGCGGGUGGUUUUUUACUGCAGAGCCAGCGCGCGCCGUGAAUUCGGUACCGUGUGUGGCUCCGGUGCGGGAUUUUUUCCCCCCUCCUCUCGGUCGCGCAUUAAUUACGAUGGCUUAAUAAAACGUCGCGCGCUGCACAUCUCGGUGCUGAGUGUCAUUUCUUUAUUUUAUUUAUUCCCCUUUACUACCGGAUUUGUCCUUGGUUUCAUGCCCGCGCGCAGUAUGUGAACGCCAUGCGGGCGGCGCGGUGCCUCCUCCUGUGGGCUGCGGUCUCCGUUACAGGCUGGAGCACCGCAUCGCGGCAAUGGCGAGAGAGAGGAGGAGGAGGGAUCGGGAACGGUAACGGCGACGGUGACAGCGACAGCGACGGGCGCGCGCAUCGUGAAGAAGAGAUCACGCGGCCGCAGCGGCUCCAGCAGCGCGCGGAUGCCGAGGGCGGCGAGAUCGCGCACGGUCGCCUGGAUACCAGAGUGAGGAGUGAGGACGCCGACGCGCUUCACCCGGUUCAUCUUGCUCAGCUAUCAUUCCUGGUGAAGGCGUUUGGGACGUCAUUUAUUUUGGACCUCGAGCUCAACCAUGAUCUCUUGUCUUCAGAUUACGUGGAGAGACAUUUCGACGAAGACAGAAUACCAUUUCAUAAUCAGGGAGGAGAGCACUGUUAUUAUCACGGCACAGUAAGAGGAGCAAAAGGUUCCUGGGUUGCUCUCGCCACCUGCCAUGGCCUCUGGGGAAUGUUCUCAGAUGGCAACUUUUCUUAUGGGAUUGAACCCGUACCACACGUCGAUGAGCAGGGACAAAAUGCUCACGUUGUGUACAGACUGCCUGACCUUCAGCUCAAUGCACCACACUGCCCCGAAUGCAAUACUACCAAUGACUCGGAUUCAGCCAUGGAUGAUGUCACAGCUGAUUCUGCUGAGAGCGAUGGACCCACUUUCACACAUGGUCUGAGACGGGUCAAACGGCAGAUCCGGAGGCCACCGCGUACUGUUCAGACCGAGACGAAAUAUAUAGAGCUGCUAGUGGUGAAUGACUAUGACCUGUUUGUGCAGAUGCGCAGGUCGACUGCGCAAACACGCAAUUUUGCGAAAGCCAUCGUCAACAUGGCCGACGCAAUUUAUAAAGAACAACUUAACACAAGGCUGGUGCUUGUCGCCAUGGAGACGUGGUCAUCCCAGAACAUGGUUUCCGUAGGCGAUGACCCUCUGAUGACCCUGCGUGACUUUAUGAAAUACAGGAGGGAGAACAUCAAAGAGAAGAGUGACGCAGCACACCUGUUCUCAGGGCGCACAUUUCAAAGCAGUCGAAGUGGUACAGCGUACAUCGGGGGCAUCUGUUCUCCUACACGUGGAGGCGGAGUCAAUGAGUAUGGAAACGUGGGACCCAUGGCCAUCACGCUGUGUCAGAGCUUGGGACAGAAUCUGGGCAUGAUGUGGAAUAAAGACCGUGCCACUGCAGGAGACUGCAGGUGUCCAGACCCUUGGCUUGGCUGUAUAAUGGAGGACACAGGGUACUACCUGCCCAGGAAGUUCUCCCGCUGCAGUGUGGAGGAGUAUGUACGCUUCUUGCAGGAUGGAGGAGGCAGCUGUCUGUUCAACAAACCCACUAAGUUACUGGAUCCUCCUGAAUGUGGGAACGGAUAUGUGGAGCAAGGAGAAGAGUGUGACUGCGGCUCCCAAGUGUGUGUGUGUGUGAGACAGGAGUGUUCUCGAGCAGGAGGAGCAUGCUGUAAGAAGUGUACUCUUACCCAUGAUGCAAUGUGCAGUAAUGGACUGUGCUGUAACAGGUGUAGGUAUGAGCAGAGAGGUGUGGUUUGUCGAGACGCAGUCAAUGAUUGUGAUAUUCCAGAAACAUGUCCUGGUGAUUCCAGUCAGUGUCCUCCUAACGUACAUAAACUGGAUGGCUACAUGUGUGACACAGGACAGGGUCGCUGUUACGGCGGUCGAUGUAAGACCAGGGACGGGCAGUGUCAGGCGUUGUGGGGUCACAACUCAGCAGACCGGGUGUGUUAUGAGAGGCUGAACACUGAGGGGACGGAGAAAGGAAACUGUGGACGAGACUCCAAUGGACAGGGAUGGAUUCAAUGCAGCAAACCUGAUGUACUGUGUGGGUUUCUGUUGUGCUCUAAUAUGACGAUGAAGCCUCGUUAUGGUGAUUUGGAUGGAGAAGUCAUCAGUCUCACCAUUUACCAUCAGAACAAGUACCUGGACUGCCAUGGAGGACAUGCUGUCCUGGAGGAUGGCUCAGAUCUAGGUUAUGUAGAGGACGGAACUCCAUGUGGUCCUAACAUGAUGUGUUUGGAGCGGCGCUGUGUACCGGUGAUGACCUUUAACCUGUCAGUGUGUCCCGGAUCCUCCACUGCACACAUCUGCUCAGACCAUGGGACCUGCAGUAACGAGGUGAAGUGUAUCUGUGACGUAGAUUACACGGGGAAGGACUGCAGUGUGUAUGACCCGCUUUCUGAUCCACCGCUUCCAGAAGGACCUGAGAAAUACAAAGGUCCAAGUGGCACAAACAUAAUCAUCGGUUCUCUAGCAGGAGCCAUACUACUGGCAGCUAUAGUGCUGGGAGGAACAGGCUGGGGCUUCAAGAAUAUCCGGAGAGGAAGAUCUGGAGGAGGAUGAGAAGUCUGUCCGUGUGCUGUCCUGUCCUCUUUACUUCACUGUGUCCUUUACAUUCUGAGGAGAAAAGAGAAGCGAUAAACACGUCUUCCACUCAGAAAACUUCAACCUGCACAAGCCUCUGCUUCCUGUAUGUCUUUCUGCUCUUCUCUGCACUCGACGUCACGUCAGAAAACAUUCCACAGGGCUGAAGUCAAGCCACCUUAAAGCAAAAUCCACUCUGUAUCCAUUCCUUACGUUAUAUAUUAGUAAAUUAGUACAAGUCUGAGCCAUGACACCAAAAUGUCGAGCAUUUAGCAUCAGCUAUACCUGCCCAAGACUCUGUGUACGGUCCAAAAUGUUCAGAAAGCUUUGAACAUCAUUUUCCUAAUUAGUUGUGAGCUUGUUCCUGCAUGUUUCUUGUUAAAACAUUUUUCCACGUGAUUUAACGCGCCAUUGUGACCGUGACAUCAGGUUCAAUGAUGAGCUAAGCGCUCAGUGUUAUAACAUGAACAUCCAGGCGAUAAAAUGACAAAUCUGAGCUGUUUUUUUUUUUUUUGUUUUUUUAAAAAUUAUUAUUUAUUUAUUUAUUUAUUUAUUUUUAUUUUUUUAAAUCGCAGAUGCUUUCACAACAGCACACAAACCAUGCCCAUUGGACAUUAUUAAAGUAACAACGAUGUUACUUUAAACAAUGUUAUAACCUGUUAGAAUCUUUACGUAUACACGUUUAGCACUUUAUUAUACAAAACAAAUCGAUACGAUCUUUUUUCCUACUUUAUCUGUCACUCGAGGUGCAUAGAGCUGCACUCCUCGCCUGUCGCUGUAGCAUCAGACCAAAUCUUUACAAUCACACACUGAAUUCCUGCCAAAUCCACAUUUAGAUGUAGAAAAUGUGUUUUGCUAAUAAGCAAAUAUCCUGCCUCUUUUAGUAAAAAAAAAAAAACCCAAUAUAGAGUUGCUUUCACACUUUGACACCAUAACUAACCUGAAACUGAGCAGCUUUAUAAGACAAAAGAAAAUGAACAACAACAAAAAAAAGAAAAAAUAAUGACACACGUUUAAUACGACUGAGUCUGUGUGUGUGUUUAGAGGAAAUCAGCUUUACACAUGAUCAUCUCUCAGACUAGUCGUUAAUCUGACAUUUGUAUAUUUUGCGUGUUGAAACAGUAACGUCUCGGAACGCAGAAACUACAUUUUCAAUGCGGUACAUAUUUAUUUAUUCACAGUACAGAGAAUCCAGAAAAGCGUAAUAAAUAUCUAAUAGCAUUCACAGUGUUUACACUGUUCUGAGCUGGUUUGAGCCGAAUAUAUACAACACACACACACACACACACACACGUGUUUAAUCAUCACUGUAAAAACUGAGCACUGAAGUAUUCCUACUAACAUUCCAUUUUGAUCUUAUAUUAAUCCAUUUAAAGUGUGUUAUGAUGCUGCUUUUUCUCAAUAUCAGCCAUCUAGCGAUAAAAAUACCAUAUGCAUAAAUGCCUGAAUGUAACUUUAAACACGACUAAGCACGAAGUUGCAUUUUUUUCCCUGUGUGUGUGUGUGUGUGUGUGUGUGUGUUGACUUCUUGUGUAUGAUGACAAGCACAAAACUAGCUUUUAGGUAGACAUAAGUACAUAGGAACAUUUUGCCAUUUUCAAUGUGAUGUAUAAUGACGUAUUACCGAAUGCGUGAGGGUGAUGGGGGACGCUUCCCGAGGGAACAUGCAAUAUAUCGCAAUAUGUAGUCAGCGUGUGUGUGAAUGCUACUCGUGUAAAUACUGUAUAUACAGUACACCUGUGUUAAGACAUAAGCACAAACGAUUGCAAUCCACGUGGCGAAGGGAAAAAAAUAAGUACUUAAAAUUUAUGAAAUAUAAACAGCGCAGAUCAGCGUUUAAAGACUGCCAGCUUUAUUUAGAAUGAAGCGCACAUGCUGAGAGUAUUACAGCAGACUGUGUUUCAGACCCCCCCCCUCUCUUUCUCUCUCUCUUUUUCUCUCUCUCUCUCUCUCUCUCUCUCUCUCUCAGGGCUCGGUUGAUGAUGACUGAUAACUGAUUACAGUUUUAAUCACAUUAGCAGGCACACAGCUUUAAACUCCUCCACAGAUACACGAGAAAACAACGAUUUCAUCCACAAAUCGAGAUUCAUGCAAAGUCCCGAGAGAUACCACACUGAAUCUUCUGUUUCUAACCCGAAGAAUAAUAACACAUUUUUAGUCCUUUUAAGCCAUAAAACCAAAAAAUGUUUAUGUAUCUCAUGAAUCUGUUUCUGUGCACUAAAACGUCAUCAAAACAUCAAACUAUUUAUUUAUUUAUUUGAAUUCAUUUGACAUUCUUUAGAAAUUCUUUAAAUUCCUCUUUCUUAAUCAGUGACUUUCUGUUCUUUAUAACAGUUAUUAUUUUUACCAACAGACUGAAAAAAAAUACUGAAGCACCGCUGAAUUCUGUUCUAGACUCUGAAAGAUAUAUUCAUAUACACUAUAUAUAUAUAUAUAUAUAUAUAUAUAUAUAUAUAUAUAUAUAUAUAUAUAUAUAUAUAUAUAUAUACAUACAUACAUACAUACAUACACAUAUAUAUACAUAUAUACACACACACACACAUAUUUAGAUAUGCUUAUAUACUGUACACACACACACAAGCGUUAAUUGGAUGGUUAGAUCUCACUGUCAUCCUGUCUGCUUUUGAAACAAACAAAAUUCUCCAUAAUUUAACUACUUCACUAAAUUAGUACAAAUCUGAGUCAGAAAAGCCAAAAAGAUCAACAUGGAAAUAAAAAAUAUAUAUAUUCCGGGAUGAAAUCUGUUGUAUUUUCAAAGCACCUUUAAAUAACCUUUCAGGUCAGAUGGAAAAGUUCAUUCAAUAAGGCUAAAUUCAUGAGGUUAAAUAUGGAAAAUACUAACUGAAAACUGUAUUAUAUAUUAUUAGUUUUUUGCUAAAUUUGCUGAAAAGACAAAGGAGAGACAAAGUGGGGUGCCUGGCAUACAUGCAGGACUUUUUAAAUGGCUACAACCCUCAGGCUUGAAUACAAUCAUCUUAAUAAUUUAAGAUGUUGUUCAGCGAUUAAGUUUGUGCGAUCAGUUUGAAUAUAAUUAGUACUGAACCCUUUGAAGCUAGAGAAGAAAAACCAUGUGAUUUAAAUCUGAUCUUUUAAAGUGUCUUAUUCAUGGUACAUUUCAGGCCAUGCAUGAGAUUUGACCUGAGCAGUAAAGAUAAUUUAAUAUAAACCUAAAUGUGAUGAUGAUCAGCUGGGUUUGGGUUGGAAUUUAGUGGAAAAACUGCCAACAGAUCUUCAGCAUUCAUAUAUAUAUAUAUAUAUAUAUAUAUAUAUAUAUAUAUAUAUAUAUAUAUAUAUAUAGAUAGAUAGAUAGAUAGAUAGAUAGAUAGAUAGAUAGAUAGAUAGAUAGAUAGAUAGAUAGAUAGAUAGAUAGAUAUAGAUAUGAUAAUAUAGAUAUGAUAAUAUAUAUAAUGUGUGUGUGUGUAUAUAUAAAAUGUGUAUUUACAGGGUUGUAUGCCUGUGUGUGUGUAAUGUUUACUUCUUUCCAUCUCUCCAUGAGCUCACACUGUAUAUCAACUUCUCCAAGUUAUUAAUUCUUAAUGAACUUACAUCUGUAUCAUCUAUAUAGCACAUAUUACACAUAUAGGCUUCUUCUUCCUCUACUUCUUUCUGUUCUUGUUCUUUUUUUUCUUCUUCUUCCUCGUAUUACUUAAUGGAAUAUGGAUAAACAAAGACUUAGCCUUACUGACUGUUUAAACUUACAAAUAUUACAUUUAAACUGAAACUUUACAUAAAGCCUCGUUCACAAGUCCAGUAACAAGCACUAAUAACAAUAAAAGACAAAUUGUCACCAAAAAAUAUUAAAACAGUACUGUAGCCCCGAGUACAAAUAUAUGAAUAAUUAAAAAAAUAUAUAUUAUCUUAUUGAUGUAAAGGAUAUAUUUGCAGUAAAUGUUCAUAAAAAAUUAAAGAAGUACUUUACAAACUAUUAGCAAAGAAUUAUUCAUGGUGUAAAUAAUCCCCAUGAAUUAAAAUGUUUUUUUAAGGACUUUUUUUUUUUUUUUUAAUUGCCACCAAUCCAGAAAUGAGUUACAGUAAAUUAACAUUAAUCGAGAAAAAAAUAAAGGACACUUUUACAAUACAUUUUCAAACUUUAUACUGUCAAUGAUGUUUAAAAAUUACAAUUUAAAUUAUUAUUAUUGUUUUUAAUUAUUUAAAAGUGACCAUCAAUUAAAAAAAAAAGGACUUUAAACAAAAUAUUAAAAAAAAUAAAAAAAAUAAAAGGUCCCAUUUUCAGUACCUUUUAAUAAUUAAAAACAAAUGAAUCAAUGUGCUUACUUACAGCCCAUUGCCAUAACAAAUGAAUAAAUGCAUAAAAUUACAGGACCAAUUUUUGUGGCGUAUCAUUAGUAAUAAUAAUAAUUAAAGGACGUAUUUUCAGUACUCAUCAAUAAUAGAAAAUGAAAGGACUAAUUUAUACUAAAUGAACUGCUUUAUAAAAGAAAAGGAAGCUGACGGUUCUAAGUGCCCCACCGAUGAGAGAGCUGUAUGAACUGUCCUGUAGGUUAAUUGUGCAGUUUUUUCUCGAUUUUAUUUUUGGUGUAUGAUUUGGUGUAGCACUGCCACCGGCCCCUGAUGGCUGAAUCCCAGUUACUGUGCGCGUGACGCUUCAGAGACUUCCUGUGUUAAUUCCGUCAGUGUGCGUGUUCGCUACAGCGUGACGGACAGAGGGAGGUUUUUUAUGCAUGUUUUUGUGUUUAUUAUGACGGGUUUAGUCUCAGGUUCAGGCCACGAUAUUAAUAUUGUUAUCUUCCUCCCUGAUUUAAACCGUAAAUCCACACAUUUUAACGCUUUAGAUUUUAAAAAAAAUGUGGAUUUUUAUCUGGUUUUAGCGCUCGGCGCACGUGUGUCCGCAUGUCUCGUGCUCCGCUCUGACCGAACGGCGAUCGCUGUGACGAUCUCAGUUCACUUUACGUUCUGUUCGUUAUUGUAUAUGAUUUAUGAUGUGUAAAUACUUAUGCACGCACUUACAGCUGUCUGUACAUAAACAUGAACACUCCUGUACAUUAUUAGCUAUAAUCUAAUGUCGGUGUAUGAAACGCACAGCUAUAACCUCAUUAAUGCUAACACUAACACAUGCUAACGCUACUGAUUGCUGCAUUAUAGGAAAUGUAUCCCAUACCAUUACGACGUUUGAUUGUAGAUUAAUGUCGAAUUACACAGAACCUUUUAUGAUGGGUUGAGGUGAAUGAAGCAGGACUGUGUGUAAAUAAAAGCACACACCUGAAUGAGAUCUGUUGGAAAGGCUGAAAGAAAAAACCAUCUCCAUCUUUUCAUAUUAAAUUCACUUCUACGUUGCUUUAAGACGAGCCGCAGUGUAACGUGAGAUUUUAGAGAUUUUUUUCUGUAUUAAUCAAAAGGCUGAAAUAAAAAAAUUGUCAACAUGAAAA